Messenger RNA from Dendroctonus ponderosae (mountain pine beetle), 1680 nucleotides. RefSeq names its product aladin. Bases 158 to 1624 code for a protein of 488 amino acids. Gene Ontology annotation, molecular function: protein binding. The record is from RefSeq and is a predicted model, not a curated record. The transcript is spliced from 7 exons. Gene Ontology annotation, cellular component: nuclear pore. Gene Ontology annotation, biological process: nucleocytoplasmic transport. NCBI's taxonomy places the organism in Eukaryota, Metazoa, Arthropoda, Insecta, Coleoptera, Curculionidae.
AAUAGCAGUUUGAAUGAGAAUUCUCACUAAAAAGCUACGAAAUUAGCUGAUUUUCAGUUGCGCAGCUCAACUAGUCACUGCAAAUAAACCCAAUUUUCUCAGCUUCAAAAACUGAAGAAAAGUCCGUGACUGUUAAUUUCAACCAAAUAAUUCGAAAAUGAGGAACUUGCAAGACUUUGAUGCUCCGAGCAAUGGCGAAAUUUCAGUCUGCGAAUUAAAUGGUAAAGCCCACUCUACAGCCAUUGGAUUUGCCAAUCUAUCUUCUUUCACUAGUUGUAUUGAAAGCCACCCACAAGUUCACAUCACCAGAGACCAGCUCUACUCUACAACGUCAAGUGACGAGGGCAAAGCCCUAUUCUUGCCUGUCGAUGUCUCCUUUUUGAAACAGCUCACUCAAGUCUACUACGAGCAGGGCACUAUCGAGGCCCUAUAUCUUGCAAAGUCUCAUAAGCAGGUGCUGGUCUCGCACAUAGCAAAUGGGCUCCUCACUGCCAUCAGAUACAUAGAGAAAGUCAGACUGAUUAUGAAUCCCAAUGUACGGUAUAGUGGGCCUGCCUUAAUAUGCAAGUUGGGAACAACUAGAGACUGGCAAAACAGCACCAUCCGCUCCAUUGCUUGGCACCCAUACGGCAGGAAAUUGGCCGUGGUCACUUGCGAUGAUAGUGUGCGGAUUUUUUGCAGCGAAAGCAGCUACAGUCCGUUGCUCAGGUGCAAACAACAGAGAAAUAUUACUUGUGCGGCUUGGAGGCCAAUGUCUGCCACUGAAAUUGCUGUCGGACAUGAAAAUGGCAUUAUUGUAUGGAGUAUUGAUGCUAAUUCUUUGGUGUCCAGACCAUCCGUAAGCAACGCGAUUAUUCUUCAUAGAUUGGAACAUAAGCCCGUGAUGAGCAUCGCCUGGUCCCCUAAAGGCGAUAUGUUGAUCAGCGCCGCUGCUUGCGAUAGUGCAAUUUUGGUGUGGAAUCCCGAAUUAGAUCGCACUAGCUCCCUGAAAAGGCCUGGAGGAUGCGGGCAUGUUCUAGUAAAAUGGUCUCCUACCGGCGAUAAAAUCUUCACUUGUUCAGAUGGAUUGGUCUUUAGAGUUUGGGACCAUCGCACUUGGGAGUGCGACAGAUGGACAGUUGCAAGCGGAAGAGUUCAGUCGGCAUGUUGGGCCAAUUGCGGUCAUACCGUUCUCUUUGCAACCAGCACCGAUCCAGUAAUAUAUGGACUUAUUGUGAAGCGUGAUGUGAUUUUUGCCAGUGAUGUUGAGUCUUCCUCCAUUGAAGCCAUACCAUUGUUCGAUGUCAGUAAAACCGAUCUAUUCGACCUGACCGUCGGAGGAUUAGUUCAGAGCAUGGAAGCCGACCCAGCCGGAAGUCAUUUGGCUGUUGUUUUUCAGGAUACCAGCGCUGUUACAGUUUUCACUAUUGCUAGGCAGAGCGCUUUGCAGCUGAUACCCAGUUCGAUAGUCACCGGAUUAGCGGAAGAAAAGCCUACUGCUAUAACCUUCCAGCAGGACUUGAAAUCGGGGGCUUGCUUGACUGUUGGAUGGUCCAGCGGGCGGAUCCAGUACUACCCAAUAAUCUACUCGGACCUCGCUAAACAGCCAGCCAAAAUCUCCAUGUUUGGAUCCAUCAUCAACUAGCAAUAGUUUCAUUGUGCUUCAUCUCGAUUGUUUUAAUUAUUAAAUUUUUGCAUUUU